Messenger RNA from Aspergillus aculeatinus CBS 121060, 1275 nucleotides. Its product is annotated as purine-nucleoside phosphorylase. The record is from RefSeq and is a predicted model, not a curated record. Gene Ontology annotation, biological process: nucleoside metabolic process. The transcript has 6 exons. The coding region runs from base 215 to 1219 and encodes 334 amino acids. Gene Ontology annotation, cellular component: cytoplasm. NCBI's taxonomy places the organism in Eukaryota, Fungi, Ascomycota, Eurotiomycetes, Eurotiales, Aspergillaceae. Gene Ontology annotation, molecular function: purine-nucleoside phosphorylase activity.
CGCUCGCACUUUUGGGGCUCUUUUCUACACAGUCCAGAGAGCGGUAACUUGAUCGAUGUUCUUAACUUAGUAAUGUUCAACAACCAACCUAUCACUUGAGUUAUGUGUGUGUAUUCUACGGAGUGACUUGCCCGUCCUUCUUAACCUAGCAGCAGCCGUGACUUAUUACCUUCACCUAGUGCUCUAUUUAGAAGUGUCUUUGUGACCCAAAAAUAUGACACAUUCUUCAUAUGAGCAAGCGUGUGAAGCAGCUCUCUUUUUAAGAGAUCGCUUGCCGUCUCCGUUGCAAGCCCCUCGCAUCGCCAUAAUCUGUGGCUCUGGCUUGGGCGGGCUCGCCAAAACAAUUGACGCCCAACCGCGAGCCGAAUUUGACUUCAAGUCAAUUCCUCAUUUCCCUCAUCUAACAGUUGCCGGCCACGCAGGAAAACUCGUCUUUGGAUGUCUCAACGGGCAGGUCCCUGCAGUGUUGAUGGUGGGCCGAGCUCAUUACUACGAGGGCCAUUCUCUUGAUCGAGUGACAUUUCCUGUACGCGUGUUUAAGCUAAUUGGCAUUGACACAAUAAUCUUAACCAAUGCCGCGGGGGCCUUAAAUCCCGAUUAUAUGGUGGGAGACAUUGUGCUACUCAACGACCAUUUAUUCCUUUCUGGACUGGCAGGCAUUCAUCCACUAAGAGGGCCCAAUGCCGAAGAAUUCGGUCCACGUUUCCCUCCACUAUCUGAUGCCUACGAUCUCGACCUGCGCCGCCAUGUUCAUAAAGCUUGGGCCGCCAUGGAUCUAUCGGGCAACCAGAGGAGGCUCCACGAGGGUAUAUAUGCUUUUGUUGGCGGACCAAGCUAUGAGACCAGAGCAGAAUGUCGCAUGCUCCGCGGAUUAGGCGCCGAUGUGGUGGGGAUGUCCACUGUUCCAGAAAUUGUUGUUGCGAGGCAUUGCGGCGUGCGAGUCCUAGCAUUGAGUCUCGUGACUAAUAAGGCUGUUCUGGAACCAGUUCCCCGAGGUGAUGACAGUUUGCUCACAUGCAAGAGGGCGGAAGAGCUGGAUGCAAUCAUGCAGGAAGGAAAGGCUAACCAUCAAGAAGUCCUAGACGCUGGUCGCUCGGCAGCAAUCGACAUGCAAGUAUGCUCGUUCUUCUCCCUUGGAGCCGAAUGUCAAUUGACACGUGUGCAGAGAUUGGUGAUGGAGACAGUCGCUUUCGGGUUUCCACCAUCCGACAGGCGCUAACGGGGCGAUCUCGCGAAUUGGGGGCGAGACGACCCUGUUCGGUAAGCGCACGCGAG